Orycteropus afer afer is the source of this 1893-nucleotide messenger RNA. It is a transcript of the gene FSIP1, whose product is annotated as fibrous sheath interacting protein 1. The coding region runs from base 1 to 1893 and encodes 630 amino acids. Lineage: Eukaryota; Metazoa; Chordata; Mammalia; Tubulidentata; Orycteropodidae. The transcript is spliced from 11 exons. The record is from RefSeq and is a predicted model, not a curated record.
AUGGAUAUUAUAAAGGGAAACCUAGAUAGAAUUUCAAAACCAGCCUCAAAUUCAAGAACACAUCCUGGGAGCAGAGGUUCAAAUUCUUCUUUAGAAGUUCUCUCACCAGAACCAGCAUCCUUCAAGGUUGAUACUUCAAUCAAGUUGAACUCUGGUAAAGGGAGCCACUCAGAAACCACGGAAGAAAACAGAAACACAGAGGAAAGUAGGAACGGUAGCAAUGAUAAAGGGGAAAACGACUCUGAGACAAUAGAGUUGUCUGAUGAGGGAUCAGAUGAAGAUCUGGACUCUGUUCAACAUCAGACAAUCUCCGAGUGUUCAGAUGAACCCAAAUUAAAAGAAUUAGAUCUUAAACUUGAGGAUGCUAUUCAGAAGAUGAAGAGGCUGGAUAAAAUAUUGGUCAAGAGACAAUACAGAGAGAAAGAAGUUAAGAAGCAAGGUCUAGAAAUGAGAAUAAAGCUGUGGGAAGAACUUAAGUCUGCAAAAAAUAAUGAAACUUUAGAAAGUAAUGAGGAGAUGGAAAAUACAAAAAAAUUUUUGGCUUUGACUGCAGCAUCAGAAGAAACUGUUGAUACUUCUCACUAUGAGGAUGGAGGAACAUUUCUUCCAGUGUUUCAUACUCAAGUCCCUCCAGAAGAGUAUGAAAAUCAUAUAAAGUAUGCCAACCAAGGUUUGACAUAUGAUGUGGAAGGAAAUGAGUCAUUGAUCAAAUCAGAUAUGAAAACUUCUUCAAAACCAGAAAAUAUUGAGCUCAGGGGUAAACAUAACCAGGAUUUUAUUAAAAAAAACAUUGAGUUGGCCAAGGACUCAGGAAACACAGUGGUUAUGAUUGAUAAGGAGAAGAAAAGGCUGGAUGAACUUUUGAAGGACUUAGAUGACGGAGCCUCUGGACUUUCCAGUUCUGAGGGUGAUCAGUCUGGCUGGUUGGUCCCAGGAGAGGGAUACACACUUGCGGUUACAGAGCAUCAGCUGCUUGCUGAAAUUGAUACAAAACUCCAGGAGCUCUCAGCAGACUCCCCAACAAUUUCCAGCUUUACUCUGAAACUUGAAGAUCAAAAUGAUCAGAAACUUGUCCUUAAGGAUGAUGGCAAAAAGAAGGAAAUAACUCCUGGAGAAAAAGUACUUCGGAACGCCAAGGAACAACGGGAUCAGCAAAAUAGGCUGAAAGAGAUAGAUGAAAAGUUGAGAAAGAUGAAGGAAAAUGUGUUAGAUUCAACAUCACUUCUCUCUGAGGAACAGUUAAACUCUCUUCUGGAUGAAUGCAUAUGCAAACAAAAAUCCAUCAUUAGACUUUAUUCAGAACGAGAAAACAAAGACAUCGAGGAUACAACAUCUGAGUUUCCCCAGCUUUCCAGAUCAGUCCUCUCUGAGUUACUAAUUGGAUCAGAAACAGAGGUGAAAAAGACUGAGGUAGAAGAUUCACAUAUCCUUGAGAAGGCAGAAUGUGAAACAUCUAGAGGCUACUAUCUCACCAAAGCCUUGAGUGGGCAUCACAUGUCAGAUGCUCUUGUCAUUAAAGCAGAGAAUAUGAAAUGCCUCCAGUUUUCCAAGGAUGAAGUUACUAGUGACACAAAAGAUUAUUUUAUGUCAAAAACUCUUGGCAUUGGGAGACUGAAAAGGCCCUCUUUCUUGGAUGAUCCAUCAUAUGGCACCAAUGUGGACCUUUCCUCAGAAGAAGAUCAGCAUGUGAAUCUCAGCUCUCCAGAGAAACCAAAUCCAGGGCACAGGAGCAUCCAGUGGCUUAUGCUGCUCUCUUGUCCACUUUUCAUCUGUUGGGGUUUUAGGUGUUUGGUAAAUAGUUCUCCUCUCUUCCCAAAUGAGAAUGGACAGAGUCUAACAAAUGAAGAUCAAGAAGGUCAGCUUUAUUGCUGGUGUAAUACAGAGAACAAGUGA